GGAAGCAGAGGUUUUGUCUCAGCAUGGAGGCCGUGUCGGAUUUGUUAUGAUCGUUUCGUGUUUAUCUUGUGUUAAGCUAAUGUGCACCAGUAGUUAAGGAUGUGUGGGUGACAUGUUAAAGAUUUAAACCUCAGUUUGUGCCUAAAACAAGAGGAGAUGUGAGGAUAGAUAGUGAUGAAAUAGCAGCUGGGCGUGUUUACAGUACAGCUGUUUGUGUUAAUGCUCAGAAAACCCAUCCAUCCCUUCUCCAUCACCAAUCACCCGUGGCGUUUCGAUGCCUAACGCCCCAGAAGGUCAGGGGUCAAACCUCCCCGGGCCUUCGGACCCCCCCUCUGUGCGUCAGAGGCCCCUGGACACAGAGGACGAGGAGAACCGCAGCCUGAUGAUGGCAAGGGAAGCUGCGAGAGUUCGGAGAGCCUCUAGCGCCGAAAUCCACUGGACCUGCCCCGUCACUCACUCCAGGGAGAAGUUCUACACCGUGUGCUCCGACUACGCUCUGCUGAACCAGGCGCCGUCCGUGUACCGGCCUGCGGACAUCUCCAACACCUCCAACACCUCCAAUACCGCCAACACCUCCAACGUCUCCAACGUCUCCAACAACCCCAACGUCUCCAACAACCCCAACAUCUCCAACAUCUCCAACACCUCCAACGUCUCCAACACCCCCAACACCUCCAACACCUCCAACACCUCCAACGUCUCCAACAACCCCAACGUCUCCAACAACCCCAACAUCUCCAACAUCUCCAACAACCCCAACACCUCCAACACCCCCAACACCUCCAACACCUCCAACGUCUCCAACAACCCCAACGUCUCCAACAACCCCAACACCUCCAACGUCUCCAACAACCCCAACAACCCCAACAUCUCCAACACCUCCAACACCUCCAACGUCUCCAACGUCUCCAACAACCCCAACAUCUCCAACAUCUCCAACACCUCCAACGUCUCCAACAACCCCAACAUCUCCAACAUCUCCAACAACCCCAACACCUCCAACACCCCCAACACCUCCAACAACCCCAACACCUCCAACACCUCCAACACCUCCAACAACCCCAACACCUCCAACACCUCCAACAUCUCCAACACCUGCAACGUCUCCAACUCCAACCUGCAGGACGGGAAGCCCAAACCUGAGGAGGAGUUCAGCGCUGGCCCCUCGGAUGCUGCGGGGUCCGAUGGAGACGGAGACAUGGUGGAAGUGUUGUCCAAACCUAUCCUGGCCUGGGAGAUAGACACCACGGACUUCAAUGCUGUGCUCACUAGAAAAAUACGAACAAGUAACGUGAAGAAGAUCAGCUCAAAGAAGAUGAAGUCCUCAGACAGACAGAGCAGGAACCUGCAGGACGUCGCUCCUCACGCUUCGCAGGAGGACAUCAAGCAGAGGAAAGUGCUCGACCUCAGGAGAUGGUAUUGCAUCAGCCGGCCUCAGUACAAGACUUCCUGCGGCAUCUCCUCUCUCAUUUCCGUCUGGAACUUCCUGUACAGCACUCUGGGGGCAGGAAGUUUACCCCCCCUCUCUCAGGAGGAGGCUCUGCAUAUCCUGGGUUUCCAGCCGCCUUUUGAAGAAAUCAAGUUCGGUCCUUUCACUGGAAACGCCACGCUAAUGAGGUGGUUCAGACAGAUUAAUGAUCAUUUCCGAGUGCGCGGCUGCUCCUACAUCCUGUACAAACCUUACGGGAAACACAAGACAGCAGGAGAGACGG
Gymnodraco acuticeps is the source of this 1712-nucleotide messenger RNA. RefSeq names its product basic immunoglobulin-like variable motif-containing protein. Lineage: Eukaryota; Metazoa; Chordata; Actinopteri; Perciformes; Bathydraconidae. Gene Ontology annotation, biological process: nucleotide-excision repair. Gene Ontology annotation, molecular function: single-stranded DNA binding; DNA endonuclease activity. The record is from RefSeq and is a predicted model, not a curated record. Gene Ontology annotation, cellular component: nucleus.